AUGGCGACCAUUGACGUCUCUGUGCGACUGCUACCGCUGCUGCUGCUCCUCGCGUCGUCGGCCGUCCCCGUCCUCAGCCACAACAAUGCGCUCGACGCGUCGGUCUACGAUGGCCGCGUCACGAGCUUCACGGCCUUUCUACGGCCGUCGACUCGACCGUCUCAGCUUCACGUCGCGUUUGCCAGUGAAGUGAAUGUGAAGACGCGCGACGCGACUGUCCAAACGUCUGCGUCUGCACGACAAGAGACGCGAUUGGGGAUGACCGUCUCGUGGGCCACAACGCACGAGACGUUGACGUCCCGCGUGCGCUUUGGCCGAUCGCGUGACGACCUGUCGAUGGUGCAACAGGCGGACGGACGCGGGGAGCAGUACGACUUUUGCUCGUACACGUCGCCGUAUUUCCAUCACGUGACGAUCCCGGGUGACAAGCUCGAGCCAGCAACGACAUACUACUACCAAUGCGGAGACGACAGUGGAGCGUGGAGUCGUGUGUACUCGUUCAGGACCGCUGUUCUAGUGGGGAGCGAGAAGCCACAACUGUUUGGCAUCAUUGGCGACCUCGGCCAAACCGUGUACUCAAAAGUGACGCUCGACAACCUCGCUAGCUACGGCUCAACGAUCAGUGCCAUCGUGUGCGCCGGCGACUUGUCGUAUGCUGACAGCGACCAGAACCGAUGGGAUCGAUGGGGCGCUCUUGUCGAACCGUUGAUUGCUCAGAUGCCGUGGAUGGUCGCGUCUGGCAACCACGAAGUCGAGCAUCCCUGCCAGUCAAACGCGAGCGAGUUUGUCGCAUACCAGACCCGGUUCCGUAUGCCGUACGAUCGUUCGGACCGGCUGCAGCGUCGCAACUUGUACUACGGGUUCCGUGUCGGCCUCGUGCACUUUAUCGUGUUGACGCCGUAUGUCGACUCUCGCCCGACGUCGCUCCAGUACAAAUGGCUGCAGCAAGAACUCGCGCGCGUUGACCGCAGUGUCUGUCCAUGGGUCGUGGUGAUCAUGCAUGGGCCGUGGUACAACAGCAACACGGCGCAUCAGGGGAUGGAGCCGCACGUGACGAUGAAAGCGAACAUGGAGGAGACGCUGUACCGGCACAAGGUGGAUGUGGUGAUUGCAGGGCACGUCCACGCCUACGAGCGCAGUCAUCCCGUCUACAAGGAACAAGUCGUAGCAGACGCACCAAUGUACAUUGUACUCGGCGAUGCCGGCAAUCGUGAAGGGCUGGCGCCAACGUACUACGAUCCGCAGCCAAAGUGGUCUGCGUACCGUCAGGCCGACUAUGGCUUUGCACUGCUGAGUGUGGCAAACCGCACCCACGCGAACUUGCAGUGGUUUGAAGAUCGCGGAGAAGACGACGCGAGUCUGCGGGAUACUGUUGAGCUCACGACGUCCGCGUAUCGAUCUGGAUAG
Molecule: messenger RNA, 1407 nt
Organism: Hyaloperonospora brassicae
Lineage: Eukaryota; Oomycota; Peronosporomycetes; Peronosporales; Peronosporaceae
Source: the annotation of a GenBank genome assembly